This is a messenger RNA of Liolophura sinensis, 2008 nucleotides long. RefSeq names its product pre-mRNA 3'-end-processing factor FIP1-like. The transcript is spliced from 17 exons. NCBI's taxonomy places the organism in Eukaryota, Metazoa, Mollusca, Polyplacophora, Chitonida, Chitonidae. The record is from RefSeq and is a predicted model, not a curated record. Gene Ontology annotation, cellular component: mRNA cleavage and polyadenylation specificity factor complex. The coding region runs from base 17 to 1627 and encodes 536 amino acids.
ACGAAAUAAGCUGAAAAUGGCGGCACCAGAAAGCGUUGUCGAAGACGACGAAGCAUGGCUGUAUGGAGACUCAGAAGAAAAGGAUGAAAAGCCGGAAAUUGCUAAAGGGGUGCCUGGUCGCCGCGAAUCUGGGGUUAAGGGGCCUGCCGACAAAGAGGCUGGUGAGCUGGUGAGUGGAGACGGAAGUGGCGAGGAAGAGCAGGCUGAUAAGAAUGGCCAGACAGAAAAGCCUGAAGGGGAUGAAGCUGAGAAUGGCGGGGAUGCUGUAGAGGGGUCAGAUGAUGACGAUGACGACGAUGAUGAUGUACAGGUUACUAUUGGAGAAAUCAAGACUGGACCUGCUGUCUAUGAGGCCCCAAGGAAUCUUUUCAAGAGCUCUGGGACAUACCAAAAACCAGCAGCAUCUACACAGAAAGCUCCGUCUAAAGGUUUAGACCUUGAGUCUCAAGGGUCCAUCAACGGUACACCUGUCUAUGAGUUUGACCUGGACAGUCUGCAAGCUGAUGACAAGCCAUGGAGAAAACCAGGUGCUGACAUCACAGAUUACUUCAACUAUGGGUUUAAUGAGGACACUUGGAGGCAGUACUGUGAGAAACAGCGGAGGUUGAGGAUGGAGUUGGGAGAUAGAAAGGGAUUUAUCCCAUCCACACCAGUCAGUAGACCGUCAACCAAAGAGGGAUCCACAACAUCAUCGCCUUCCACAUCAGCGGUCACCCCCUCCAACAAAGACCUCUUCAGAUCAGCUCAACCUCCCCCCAACAGAAAGAUGUCUGGCACAAUCGAUGUUAUUGGUAGUACAGCCAGAGACUCACGCAGACCCAGUGCUGCGGCUGAGCCAAUCACAACCACUGAUUCAUCCAACUAUCGGCGGUACCCAGCGGGUCCCCCACCCCCAGGCAUUCCACCCCCUUUGCACCCUCCAGACUACAGCAUGCCACCCCCAGGUAUGCCUCCUCCAGGCAUGGCCCCUCCAGGUGUGCCGCCUAUACCGGGUGUCUCUGUGCCACCCCCUGGGUACUCUGCACCACCUGUCAGUUCCUAUGACAAUUUAGUGUAUUACCCGCCCCCAGGGUCAGGACCUCCCGCUGACAGGAGCAGCAGUUCAUACGAAAACCGGACGACGUAUCCUUACAAUACCCAAUACAACACACCAUACAAUUCCACACCCUCAUGGGAUUCCAGGCCAACAGAGUACAACUGGAACUAUGAAAACCGCAGGGGAAGUCCCGACUCAGACUCAGAUUUUAGUGUUUCUGAUGAGGAGAGGGAUUACAGAUAUUCCGGCAGCUCUUCUAGCAGGAGGGAUUAUUAUGAUAGGGGGGAUAGUCGGGACUCAUAUUAUCGUGACCGUGAGAGGGACCGUGACCGAGAUAGGGACAGGGAGCGAGGACGAGAGCGUGAUCGGGACAAGUCACGGGAUCGAGACAGGGACCGUAGUCAUAGAGACCGUGAUCGCUCAGAGCGAGACUCUGAAAAACACAGGUCAUCUCGCAGGAAAGCUCGGGAUGCUGGAGAAGAAGAGAGUGAUCAUCACAGAUCAAAACACAAGAAAAGUAAACGUUCUAAAAGAGACCGCGAAGAGGAAAACAUGGAAACCACCACAGCUACAGAAGAGGCAGCUGCGUAAGAGGGGGUAACUCUGCUGGACUUGUUAAUCUGCCUCUGUUCCAACAGUGCAACCAUAUUUAUGAACAGCCACUCUUCUGGAAAAGUCAGUGACACGCUUUUGAUACACAAACCUAUUGGAGAUCUUGUUUCUUGAAAGAAAACUCAAUUUUCAGACUGCUGUAUGAGUAUCGACUUAGGUUAAAGUUCGAGCUGGAACUUGAGGUUAUAAGAAAUGGAGCCAGUACCCCAGUUCACUUCAUUGUUGUGGUGUAUGUAGGUUUGAGUAAAGCGUUCAUAAACACUGUCCGUGAGUGAUCACCACGGAUUCGUAAACCCGCUUCUCUGUUGUCAUCCAAUCAUAAGCUGUCAUCAAAUAAUGUAAAUAUUUCCAUUUUGGUAG